AUGCCCGUCACCAAACCCAAGCUGGAGAAGCUCUCCACGCCGGUCACGGCUACAUUUCCAUCUGAGAUUGCCUCGGCAUCGACAGCUACGCCGCUGUCUGCGAUCAACUUUCCAUGCAAGCCUGACCCAGACUUCAUCAAGACGCCGAUCAGCCCGCCCUCAGCUUAUACCGACUUCCUCACCAAGGCAAUGUCUCUCAACUCGCCAAUCGUGGCUUCCUCGGGCGAAACAACGCCAGACUCCGCAUCUGGGGCCGCUCCUAGCGAGAAGUCUGAGGGCUCGUCCAAGGCAGGCGACUCCUCUCCCAGUUCGACCGCAAGCAGCACCAAGCCGUCUCCGCCAACAUCAGCGCCCGUGGUGCCCCCCAGCCCUUACACCUCGUCGGGCCCUAUGUCCGCUCCACCGACUGGUGCAGCUUCAUUCCCGAGUCUCAAACUACCGCCGAGCCCCGCCAUCUCCAACUUCGACUCGCCCCUCAGUGCCAGUACCGUUCGGUCGCCUUUCAGCGCCCGAUCAGUGCAUUCUGUUUUCGACUGGGAAGCAGCCUUGAAGGCACGAUUUGCAGACUCCAAGAAGCACAAAUCAUCACGCACCAGCGUCCGUCACAUUCGCGAGGUGGUAACACGGACCGUCACUUAUACGCCGAGGAUGGAACCGGCGCCUAGGGGCAAGCGGCGGAAGGUCGAGUGA
Molecule: messenger RNA, 690 nt
Organism: Purpureocillium lilacinum
Lineage: Eukaryota; Fungi; Ascomycota; Sordariomycetes; Hypocreales; Ophiocordycipitaceae
Source: RefSeq, a predicted model, not a curated record